Racocetra fulgida is the source of this 147-nucleotide messenger RNA. The record is from the annotation of a GenBank genome assembly. Lineage: Eukaryota; Fungi; Glomeromycota; Glomeromycetes; Diversisporales; Gigasporaceae.
CUACGAUUAAGAACAUAUCAGAAAUAUAUGUUGAAUUUAUUACCAAUAACAUAGAUAUACAUACUGAUGAAGAACUUUCUGAUGAAGAUUAUGAUGUAAAUGAAGGCUCAAAUACAAUCAAUUCUUUUGAAGAUAAUCAUCAAAAAA